This is a messenger RNA of Gryllus bimaculatus (two-spotted cricket), 7384 nucleotides long. The record is from the annotation of a GenBank genome assembly. NCBI's taxonomy places the organism in Eukaryota, Metazoa, Arthropoda, Insecta, Orthoptera, Gryllidae.
AAAAUAAUUGAAGAAAAUUGGAAAGUGUAAAUGUAUUGAAUAUAGUAGUUAGUUGCAGCUAACACGUGACGUAAUGAGCGUGUGUAUCGGUGUGUAUUUGUAUGUAUGUACCGUUUAUUUUUCUAUGUUUCAACGUGAUCAAUACUGUUUUUGUGUGCAAGGUCAGUUCAAAAUAAUAUAUUUUGUGUGUGCUUUAUUGUGAAUCACAUGAAUGUGUAGUUGUAUUAAGCGGUUUCGCGUUUAUGGUAUUUCUGUCCCCUUUGCUUGAUUUGUCUCAAGUCAUGGAAGCCAUCUCGGCGCCAACCUUGCUCGUGGUGUUAAUUUUGUUGCUGUAGUGUACAUGUGCUGAUUAAAGCUAUAGCUUUUGUUUUGCCAGUAAUAGUUGUAAAUGCUCGCAAGAAAAGUCUUUACAAAUAAUUUUUAUAAUUUUAUUUAGUUACCUCGACAUAAUUUAGAUAUCGACCGGCGUCAAAUAAGGAGGAUUGGGCUAACAAUGUGUAAAGAUGUCUGUGCAUUAUAAAUUCAAGUCUGCUUUGGAGUAUGAUACUGUCACUUUUGAUGGUUUACAUAUAUCUGUUAAAGAUUUGAAGAAAUCAAUUUUGCACCAAAAGCGCAUCGGUAAAAAUACAGAUUUUGAUUUACAGAUUACUAAUGCGCAAACCAAGGAAGUGUAUUGUGAUGAUGGUGUUCUAAUUCCUAAGAACACUUCUUUGAUUGUGGCCCGAAUCCCUCUCACGGCUCAACAGAAAAAAGCAUGGGAUAGAGCUGAAUCAAGUCAACAGUUGACAGGGCUCACCAAAACUGGUGAGACUGUCCCAUUGGAAGGAAGUGAUGCAAGUGUUCAUCGUUUGGCAAAGGCUGUGGAUUUAUCUAGUAUUGAUGCCAGUGAAGAUGACAAAAUACAAGCGAUGAUGACACAAUCAACACAAGACUACAAUCCAUCCAACUACAUGAAGAUUCGUGGUGCGAAUCAAAUGGGCGAAGUUCCUAGCAAUUAUCGUUGCUAUAAAUGCCACCAGCCAGGGCAUUGGAUAAAAAAUUGCCCUUUGGGAGCCAAUUCAGAACCUUUAGAAAUAAAAAAGAGCACAGGAAUACCGCGCAGUUUUAUGGUACCUGUGGAAGGCCCACUUGUACCUGGGGCAAUGAUGACUCCUACAGGACAGUUUGCUGUACCAGCUAUUGAUCAUCAGGCAUACAAAGAGGGCAAGAAGGAACGACCACCAUUUCAGCAAGAACCUGCUUCAUCGACAACCAAACCUGAGCUUCCAGAAGACCUACAGUGUAGCGUGUGCAAGGACCUGCUUACCGAUGCAGUGAUGAUCCCAUGUUGUGGAAACUCCUUUUGUGAUGAAUGUAUUCGCACUGUUCUGCUGGAAUCAGAAGAUCAUGAAUGCCCAGAUUGCAAGGAGAAGGAAGUAAGCCCUGAUACACUGAUUCCCAAUCGUUUUCUUCGCAAUGCAGUAAACAACUUUCGCAAUGCUACUGGAUACAGUCGUAGCCCUCUUGGUCGAACUCAGUCAGCUACCGCUCCAGUACUGGCUGGGGGCCCACCAACUGGCACAGUAGUCUCAGUGCAGACUAUUGUACCUACUGUUGUAGCAACUCCUUCAGUUGCAGUAUCAGCUUUGGCACCCCCUGGUAUACGUCCAGGUUCUGUGGCUGUUGUUGCAAAUGCAGUUCUUGUGCCAGCUCAAGUUCAAGCUGUAUCAGCAUCUGGAGAGCCUGUACCUGUGCUGCAGCCAUCUCCCCCACAAUAUUCUGGGCGCACAGACCUGGUUGUCCGUGAGGCUGUUCCUGCAACCGACCCUCCCGCCUUGGCCAUCCCUGUGCUAGGGGCUGGAGGCAAGGCUGUGGAACCAGCAGAGAGUGGGCCUCGUGGCCAACACCGGUCUUCGUCCAGGGCUCCGCCUCCCAUGAUGGCUGAGCCAGCUCCUCCCCAUGCUCCGCAUCCUGUUCACCUUCCCCAUGGGACGGCACACUCUCAUGAAGGAAUGCUCCAAGGACAUUUAUCUGCACAUCUAAUGGAAUCAGCUCUUCAUCAUCAUCCUGAAUCACUGCAUUUGCAGCCACAAGUGGCUGCUACUGCUGCUCCUGGAACUAUGCCUCUACCUGCUCCAGUCGGCCCCCCUGUGGCUCUUGCCACACAUCAUUUACCAGGUCCUGCUGCUUUCUCACAGGGGACUCGGCGAUCGGUGGAGGACCGUCCUGGCACACCCACAAUUGAUGAACACAGUUUGGAUUCUGGUCUGCCUGAUACAUCAGUACCCCCACCCAACUUCCCUCCUGGUGAAGAACCACCAACCACAUACCAUGCACAUCAUGCCCCUCCACCUGCUCCAACACCGGCACCAGCACCUGCCCCAGCACCUGCACCUGAGUACCAACAUAUUCAGACACUUGGCAGUCGGCAUCGUGCGCCAGCAUACAGACCUGAUCCAGGAAUGCCCCCCUAUAUACCUCACCAGCACAGGUCCUACGGAGCCCGAGGGCCUUAUGAUCAUGGUCCGCCAGGUUAUCAUCAUGAUCAAGGAGCCCCACCGCCAACUCGUGCUGUUCAUUAUGAUAUGGACCGGGAUCAUGGUCUAGGUCGUGGUGGCUACAGGGGCUAUGGCCGUGGAAGGGGCCCCCGAAUGUUACACGGAGGCUUUCGUGGCCCGCACAUCCAUUCACAACCACCACCUCCAGGUCUGACCCGUGGUUCACAUAAUGGCAAUCAACCAGGGACCAUCGUGGACCCGCUGGCGGCGUUCGAGCGCAUGCUGCGCGAGAAGGACGACCGGGACCGCAAGCUGCGGCGCGCGCGGCGCAGCCCGCGCUCGUACAGCCGCUCGCGCAGCCCGUCGUCGCGCUCGUACUCGCCGCGCAGCCCUCGCAGCCCGCGCACGCCGCGCAGCCCGCGCAGCCCGCGCACGCCGCGCAGCCCGCGCAGCCCACGCANNNNCGCGCUCGCGCACGCCCCGCUCGGCGCGCUCCCGCACGCCGCGCAAGCGCUCGCGCACGCGCACGCGCUCCCGCUCCCGCUCGCGCUCCUUCAGCAUCAGCAGGUCACGUUCAAGAUCAUUUUCAAGAUCCCUCACACCACGUGGUCACUCACCACGUAUGCAAGAUCUUACAAGGAAUCCAGAUCAGAGUAUGAACCUGCUCCUUACUACGAGAAUGACUACUACAGUAGCAGCCGGGCUCGACCUCCAUCACGGUACAACCCUCGAAAGGAUUACGCCAAAGAGUACUCAGAUCAGAGUUACAACAGGUAUCUUACUUCCUUAAUGUCCAUACUUGUUUGUCCAGCUCUGGUGGCCACAACUGUGCGCAUAGUGCGUGUUGGAGUUGGCUAGAAACCCUCCUUGGGAGCGUAGCUAUGAUUGUGCAUUGUAUGAGAGUAUGAAACUCUUGUGAUGUGGGCACCAGAGUUAAAUUGCUAAUGCUGGUCCAGCCGGUUUCCUAUGUAAUUCAGAGCAUAAUUAAGAAUGUGGUUAAGUUCUUAACAUAUUCAUUUGAUGUUUUAAGUACAUAUUUACUUCAAAAAAUUCAAGGCAAGUCAAAAAUACUUUGUUUGCAGUUUUUGAAGCAAGUUGGAUCACUAGCAAUUUGUGUGCAGAGCAAUAGCCCUGUGCACCCUUGGUGUAAAGGAGUAAUUCAAGGAUUACUCUCUGAUCGUGCCAAAUAAGGCAUUUUUGGUGUUUUUUACAUUGUUUUUGAGAUUCCAUGAACUUAUGUAUACAGUUAUUUGCAUUGAUGCUUAACACUGACACAUGCAGUGAAAAUAUUUCAUUAUAGCUGAAUGUAGUUGUCAGUUUGAAAAAUGAGACGUAAGUUAGAAAUGCUGUUUUGAUACCAAUUUAGAAGUAAAAGGUUUCGAGUGUAUUUGUGUUAUUGUUGAUUAUUUGGACUGAAUUUUUGUGUAAAAUUACCUUGUGCCAUUUACACAACAGGUAUGACCUGUAUGUGUCUGUGGAAUGCAUUAAAAGUUUUAAUAAACAUCUUCACAUGUUGCUUAUUUUGCUCAUAUAAUACAUGAACAUAUUCCAAUUCAUGAAAAUACUUGUAUUUGUUGCAUUUAAUGGUAUUUAAUAUUAGCUAAAAUAACAAUGUAACAGUAUUUGCUUUACCAACCAAAUUUCAUUUUCCUCAAUUGGUAUGACAACUCACCAUGCAUGACUUAUAGCAAACGAUUCAGUUGUCAUUGAUAUUUUGCCAUAUUUUGUAUGCAGUUGUAGUAAUAUUGUAUAUUAUAUAUUACAAAUCAGUUUUUAAAAUUGAAAGAUUUUUAGCAUAAAUUUCUUUUAAAAAAAUAUUUUUGAAGAAAACCUUUUUUGAAUUAUAGUUUUUUUUUUGAAAGGGAAACCCAAUACUAAAAUUAAUAAUUUUGUAAUAAAGUAAGUGUAUGUUGUGUGAGAUUAAAAGUAUUUGAAAUUCAUUGUUCCUUUCAAUUGAUAAGCAGAAGCGACUCCGAAAAUGUUUAUAACAUGCUUCUGCUAUUCAUGUUUUGCGCUAGUAGUGUAAAUACAUGAAUAACAAAUAUUGCUAAAGUUCAUUAGUCCUGUUCUUUAACAUUCAUACAAGGGGUUCUGAGUUAAGUUUUCCCCCAGUACCGUUUUCCUCAUUUUGUUGCCAACUUGGCCUUUCUUGAGAAAAUGAAUCACGUCCCUUUAUCAUUGUAAACUUCUUGAGUUGGGUGGUGAACGUAAUUUAAUGAUUGUAAACAUUUAACGUUUAUUUUAAUAAUUUUGGAGGUGAUUACUCGAAUUGUUAUAGAUUGUUAAUGUUGAAAUAAUUUUGCCAUUUUAACUUAUGUAUAAGAAAGUUUGAUGAAAAACUUUGUAAGAUAACAGUGAUUUUGCACAUACAUUUCACAGUCUAUUGUUGCACCCAACAAAUUUGUCUUCUUUUAUUUUACAGAAAGUGCCAUAUUUUUACUAUUGUUCAUAAAAACUGAAAGUUUCCUUUUGUAUUUACAACUAUAAGCUGGGUUAUUCUUGCUACUAUUAUGAAUAUCCAGGUAUAGAGUUGUGUAUCUCACAUAUACAUUAGUUAGGAAGCAAGGAUCAAACCAUUCUAUCGUUGAGAUUUUGCAGAUGAUAUUAACUUCAACAAACGCUAGUUUGUCAUGUUGAAUUUCAUUUAUAUCAUCAUUUUAAAAGUUUUUUUUCUGUGUGAUUUAUGCAUUGAAAUGUUAAUGUAUCUCGUAUAGAGAGAUGGAAUGAGAAUAAAAAUUAAUUGAAAUUUAAAAGUGUCAACUAUUAAUUGUGAAAACAUUUGCUUACUAAGCAAUUGAGCGCAUAGACAAAAUAUAUGUUUGAUAUGUAGGGGUAUAUAUUUGUUUUUCCUGAUAAUAUUAACUUCAAUUUAUUAGCUCAAAUUUAUGGAUGUAAAAUAUCAAUCACUCUCUCUAAUAUUUGUUUGUGGAAGAGAAAGGGCAUGUCAUUGGAAUUUAGUGAGAGUUCAGAAAAGCACUACUAAAAGUAAAAAGAAUAAAAUUCUUUGAAAGUGAAUUAUGAACGAGUGUUUUAAAAGUUGUUUUUGCAUACUGUAGUUUGAAAAUACGAAUAGGAAAAGAAAGAAAGAAAGAAAAAGGCUAUUAUUAUCUUCUUGUAGUGCGUAGUUGCACAUUAAUAAUACUUCAGAAGAAUUGUUCUCCAGUCACAUAACAUCAGUAUUACCACUGAAACAUUUCAAUAAAAAUAGUUUUGGAAAUUAAAUAAUGUAUACUUUUAUUGUAUUAUACUGUGUGAUUAAAUAUAUUGUUUAUUGCAAAAUUAUCAAGAUGAUUUUAACAGUACUCUAUUUAAAAAAGUUUCUUCAUGUGAAAUAUCCAUGAUUCGCAGAAAUGUUUGUUUCAUGUGACAUGGUGGAAUAUUUAUUUUAAUUUUUGAGUUUGGUAUUAACUGGUUGUCUAAUUUGGUGAUGAAAUAUUUUGUUAUUGAGUGCGAGUGUUUUAGGGAAUGGGGACACAGAAAAUCUACAUAGUGGAAAAUUGAACUCUUCGAUAAAUUAGUUAUUUACAAAAUUUAUUAGAAUAUUGAGAAAAUUGGUUCUUACAUUGAUUACAUUUUACCAGCAAUGCUUUAAUCAUCAAAUAUUUUUUUUUUAUGUUUUGUGACUGUAUUGCAAUACUUCUUGCUUUCAUUUUUUCUUAAUGAACUGUGUAGCUGAGAAAAUACAUUUCAUUUGUAUGCAGAUAAAUUAAUGAAUUGUUGGAAAGUAUUACAUCUGAGGAGUUGUUCCAUUUUGUUAGUACUUAGAAAUCAUCAGAUUAUCACAGAUCUUUCUUGUCUUUGCCAAAAUUUUAUCCUUAGAACCUGCUUGCAGAGUUAGUAAAUUUUAUCCAAAUCAGUUUCUCUAAAUUUUAAAUAUGUAUAUUUUGUAUUUCUGAUGGAAAGAGUUAUCUUUUUUUAUGGGGUCGUUGUGUCCAGAGAAAAUACUUUACGUCUUUUUUUUAAAUAAGCUAUUGUAAUUGAGAGUUUAUGGUAUAAGAAAGACUUGCAGGUAAAUAAAAUAGUUACAUAGUGUAUUUCUUGAAUCAGCAUUUAUAUUUUUGUUGUUUUUCAAACAUUGUACUCAUAAAAUAGAACAGCAGUUUUCCUCUUUUUACUGUGUGGAUGAUAAGAUCUCUAGUGUGGAUGUGAAAUGUAUUUGUGAUGUGAUUGGAUGGUGUUGUUUAUUUUUCUAUACAAUAGAUAGUUAAAUUAAGAUUUCUAUUUAGUUUUCAGUGCAAAUAUAGUUAAAGAUAUUCACAGUUAAAAGUUUCAAAGGUAUUAUAAUUUUUUAAUUACAGAUGAUGAAAAUACAGUUACAGAUAUUUAACUAUUUUUUUCAUAUCUUAUGGUCUAUGCCUUAGCUUUAGUUACAGAUACAGAAUGUUACAUUGAGUGUUAUAUAAGUUAGUGUACACAUGAUUUUCAUGUUUUUUUGUUUUUUAAACAUAAACUGUAAUAGAAAAAAAUACAACAUCCAUUGUUAGAAUAUAAUAAAACAUGCUAUAUUAGUUUCUAGGAGAAAGGAACUGCAACUUGCGAAUAAUUUCAGGAAAUUAACUUUGAAUAUGAUAUUAGAGACUCUCAAUGUGUGUUGAAUAAGUGGAAAGUAGAAUUUUAAAAUAGAAGUAUGAUUUUGAAGUGAAACUUCCAUUCAUUCAUUCAUGCUGUAUAUUAAGUGACUCAAAAUGUGUUGAUGACAUUUGUUGUUCCUUAUGCUGUCGUAUUGGUCAACAUUAUUCCAAGAUGAAAAUUUGUAUUGCUCUGCAGUAUCUGUAUUUACAUUCAUUCUUUUGUAUCACAGUGAAGUUCUUACUAAUGCUCAAAAACAGAAAAAUAUUAUAUGGGAAUGUAAAAUGUCAGAAUAUUUUGUUCUUUGAAAUCAGAUUAAAUAUUGAAGAUCUUCCCAA